GCGACGCUCUAUAAUUAUUGUUAAUAGUAAUAUGUUGUAAAAACAUAAAUAAUAACACGAGGAAUAAAAUAAUCAACGUUAAUUUCUUUUUUUCAAAAUGGCGCAAUUGAUGUGCAUUGUAAUUUAUAAUUUCAUCUAACGUUCCAAAUUCAAAAAUAAAUUUAAAAUAAUUUUAACGUGGUUCAAAAAUUUAAAGUUACUAAAGUCGUCAAGCCCAGAGGUUGAGUAAAAUUCGCACCCUAUAAACGACGAAACGAAACACAAACGGGGCAUGCCGCCUAACAACAGUUUUCAUUAAAAAAAUCAGUUUUCAGCAUCGGGCGGCCUUCCCGCCCUCAGUCGCCUUCCAAGCGCGCUACCGGAAGGACGUCAUCGUAAUUUGCCGCGCGAUUAAACGUAGCAACGAUCAAAAAUUGCGUUUACAAAUUUCGACUAUAAUAUUAUUGCGUUUUAUAAAUUAUUAUUAUUUGUGUUUGGUUAAUUUUGUGUGUGAUUUUUUAUAUUAGUGGAUGCGAGUGCAAUAAAAAUCGGGGAAAGCUGCUGGCUGUCAGCUGUCAAAACGUUGAGAUGGAGGCGAAGGUGAAAGAGGAAAUUCCUGAUAAAGAUUACAAUCAACCAACGACAACCGAGAGACGGAAAUCUACCACUUCAGGCAAGGACAGGAGGUCACCAGAACAGGACGACGCCAGAUCCUCCCCAACCCCUGGACCGCCAAGCCCUCAAAACAAUGGAACUGCAGCGACGCUAUCUUCAACGGAAUCUCUUUCGCCACCUCUUCCUGAAGGCUCUCGGUCAGCUCCAGCGUUGCAGCGCUUACGCCGCUUCCUUUCAGCGCUGCAACAAUUCGCGUCUGACGUCAGCGCUGAUACGGGGGAGCGAGUGCGUCAAUUGAUUUUCAACCUUGUGGCUGGAGUAGUGAACAUUGAAGAUUUUCAAGUAGGUGUACAGGAGUGCACGAACUACCCUCUCCGCGCGUCUGUGCCCGGCUUCUUAAGGGCUUUGCUGCCCUUGGCCCAGAGGGACUUGCACGCGAAGGCGAGGAGAACUAAACAGACGCCUCUGCAAUAUAUAAGAUCACACGAACAUCUGAUAUUGGAGUCUGGUGGCGACAGCAGCGACAUAUUUGCGCCGCAGCAAGGAACCGGUAACGAAGCGGCAACUAAACGUCGAGCGAGUGAUCCCUUCUAUGAUCCUCAAACCAACGGCUCUCAUGACGAGUACCCGCCGCACGCGAAACGCCCAAGCCUCUUCAACCCCUCCCCCUUCUACCCGCUGCCCAGCAAUGCGAGCUUGUUCGACUAUCAUUCCUACCACAGCUACCACACCGCACAAGAAACGGGCUUCGAAAGAAGAGAUGGUGGCAUCACAGUCCGUGAUGUGUCAUCCAUGAAUGCCCCGUUCACGGAACCGAGGCCAGCAGGGUUGCUGAAAAGCGAUGACGAAUGGAAGAACAUCAACACGAUGCUAAACUGCAUCCUCAGCAUGGUUGAGAAAACAAAGAGAGCGCUGGCUAUAUUACAACAGAGAGGAAUAGAACCAACUGAGAGCAAUGACAUCAAAAGAGCAGCGAGCGAAAUUAUGGCGUCAGCAGUGCGACAGACGGAGGAGAGAGUCGCUGAAGUCAGGAGACGAGCUGAAGAUGCUGUGAAUCAGGUAAAACGUCAAGCUCUACUGGAGCUGCAACGAGCGGUGGGCGCGGCCGAGUCCAAGGCGCUGGAACUUGUGUCGGCAGAGCGUGGCAAGGUGGAACGCCGACACUCGCCACCACCCGGGCGAGACCUCAGCCCCAGCGCCUCGGGCCAACAGAACUGUUGCUGGAACUGCGGCCGCAAGGCACAGGAGACCUGUUCGGGCUGCAACGCGGCGCGCUACUGCGGGGCGUUCUGUCAACACAAGGACUGGGAGAACCAUCACCAGGUGUGCAGCGGUCGUGACCAAAAACCAACCACGCUCCAGCGCACAUCUCCCCCAACAACUACGACCCUCACGAAAACCCUACCACGCUCCACAACCCCCAUCACCACCCCGACCAUACCGACCACGGCCACUGACAACCGACUCUCACUCACCACGCUCAACUCCGCCGAGCGAUUGCUGACGAGCAGUCAGGAGAGGAACCUGGCAUCUAACUCGGAACGUAUUGCACUGGCAACGCUGUCCUCCGCCCAGGGACUGAUUGGGGCGAUUGGGGGGAAGAAAUGACGCCUCAAUAGGGACUUUUUGGGGAACACGAUAAAGUUCCCCAGAAAGAUAAGACGG
Molecule: messenger RNA, 2259 nt
Organism: Nymphalis io (European peacock)
Lineage: Eukaryota; Metazoa; Arthropoda; Insecta; Lepidoptera; Nymphalidae
Gene: nvy
Product: protein CBFA2T2
Exons: 12
Coding region: 568-2202 (544 amino acids)
Biological process (GO): negative regulation of DNA-templated transcription; DNA-templated transcription
Cellular component (GO): nucleus
Molecular function (GO): transcription corepressor activity
Source: RefSeq, a predicted model, not a curated record